Messenger RNA from Centropristis striata (black sea bass), 3692 nucleotides. Its product is annotated as protocadherin alpha-8-like. Gene Ontology annotation, molecular function: calcium ion binding. Gene Ontology annotation, biological process: homophilic cell-cell adhesion. The transcript has a single exon. Lineage: Eukaryota; Metazoa; Chordata; Actinopteri; Perciformes; Serranidae. The coding region runs from base 549 to 3197 and encodes 882 amino acids. The record is from RefSeq and is a predicted model, not a curated record. Gene Ontology annotation, cellular component: plasma membrane.
UAAUAUGCAAUAAAUGUAUUGAUCAUUUUCUAACUUCAUUUAGAUUAUGCUGCUGAUUCAAAUUGAAACAUGAGUCGCUAUCCAUGGUGCUGAAUGCAACUUUAUGAACUUGCGUUUUGCUUGCAGACACCACAACAGAAUGCAAGCCAAACAGUAUUACAUUGUAAAUCGGUUAUAAAUGAAUGGCGAAACAUUUAUUAACUGUUGAACAAUAGGUUACUUAUUCUAUAACGAAAGAAAACUGUCUUUGUAACCAUUGGACUCACUUAGCCUUUGUGUUUAGAACGGAGGGUGCAUUUCUCUAUUCGCCACAUCAAAUAACUUCAUCUCACUAUGAUAAGUCUUUUGCUUCUAUUUUCAGUUAGUUUCCAAAUGAAACCAUAUUCUGGGGAAAAAUUAAGUCAUGUAGUGUAAAAAUGUAAUCAUCAGUGAGAUAAAUCGCCCAUAAUACUUUUGGACCUUGUGAUUUAGAAUCGUUUAAUGUGACUCGGGAAAUGAGAAUCUUUUCCACUGUUCAAUGAUUGUUUGAUAGCACGUAGUUAUGACAUAUGUCCACAUGGGGACACUGUAGACCAUCACAUUUGGACGGUCACUUUGGUCGCUUCGGGCUCCUCCCAGAUUCAGCGGAUGAUGCAUCAGUAGGCUUUGUUACAAAGAGAGCUCGGACGACAAAGAACGAUCGUGGUGUUUGGUCGUUGCAAUGCUCGAUUAUUUGUUUGGAAUAUAUAUUUCCUGACCUCGAUCUCGUGCUUGUUGUGGCGUGUUGUACAUAUUUGCCUGCAUGCACAAUCUCGAUGAAAGGAAUGAUGCAUUUGCCGAGGAGAACGAGCUCUGUGUGGAUAUAUCUCUUGGUCGUGCUGCUGGAUUGUUACUGGGAAGCGGUGUCUGGGCAGCUCUCUUACUCCGUCUCAGAGGAGGUAAAUCUGGGGACUGUUGUCGGAAAUAUCGCUAAAGAUCUUAACAUCAAUGUCCAGGAUUUGGAGUCCCGCAUGUUUCAGAUCGUUGCUGGAUCAAAGAAAAAAUAUUUCGAGGUAAAUCUAAAAACUGGUGCCCUGUACGUUAACGAGAGAAUAGAUCGAGAGGAACUCUGCGGCGAUGAACCAAAAUGUUCGCUAAGUGUAGAAGCAGUUAUUAAUAAUCCGUUGAAACUGUACCGAAUUGAAAUUAUCAUCUUGGAUGUAAAUGAUAAUUCCCCCUCAUUUCUCGGAAAGUCACAGCUAUUGAAUAUUACGGAGAGCACAGCAGCAGGGGUAAAAUUUCCUCUGCAUCCAGCUCACGAUGCAGACGUCGGUAAAAACACUGUAAAUAGCUACAAACUGAGCCAAAAUGAGCACUUCUCUCUAGUUACGCAUAAAGGAGAGAGUGUAAGUGUCGAAUUGCAGCUCCAGAAAGUUUUGGACAGAGAAAAACAGUCUGUGAUUCGACUCACACUAACUGCCAUUGACGGAGGAACUCCUGCUAAAUCUGGCAGUAUGACGAUAAUAGUCAAUGUGUUAGAUAUAAAUGAUAAUCCUCCUGUAUUCAGCCAAACUCUAUAUAAAGCCAGUGUACACGAGAACGCUAAGAUUGGAACAUCGAUAAUUACAAUAAAUGCGACUGAUUUAGAUGCUGGUCCAAAUGGAAAAGUGUUAUAUUCAUUCAGUGAAGUAGGCCGAGGGAAACAAACGGAUCUGUUUGCUAUAGACGAACAAACUGGAACUGUAACAAAUAAAAAGAAUAUCGACUUUGAAGAGAAUAAUGCUUUUGAGAUUCGAGUACAAGCCAGUGAUGGAGCUUCUUCUCCUCUAACCUCACAUGCUAAAUUAUUGAUUGAAGUUAUAGACGUCAAUGACAAUGCUCCUGAAAUUUCAGUGACAUCUCUGUUAAAUGCAGUCAAAGAAGAUGCGUCCAUUGGUACUGCCAUAGCUCUUGUUUCAGUGUUUGAUAAAGACGGAGGAAAAAAUGGGAUGGUGAACUGUAAAAUCUCGAAUAAUGUUCCUUUUAAAUUGGAGUCAAAUUAUAAAAAUUACUAUUCUUUGGUGGUGGACGGUCCUCUUGACAGAGAGAGCGCAUCUCAAUAUAACAUCAGCAUCACUGCUACUGAUGAGGGCAGCCCACCUCUCUCCAGCACGAGCGUUAUUAAUGUACACGUCUCAGAUGUAAAUGAUAAUAAACCUCUAUUCACAGAAAACAUUAUUAAUAUCUAUGUGAAAGAAAACAGUCCAGUAGGAGCAGUAAUUAAAACAGUUUCUGCAAUUGAUGCUGAUAUCGAUCAAAAUGGUCGCGUGAGCUAUUCAUUUUUACAGAGUAACAGUAACUCAUUGCCUCUCUCCACUAUGGUAAACAUCAACUCAGAGACAGGAGAUAUAGUCAGCCUGCAGUCUUUUAACUAUGAGGAGUUAAAAACGUUUCAGUUUAAAGUUCAGGCCACAGACUCUGGUGUUCCUCCGCUCAGCAGCAACGUGACUGUAAAUGUUUUAAUUCUGGAUGAAAAUGACAACAACCCAACAAUCCUCGCGCCCUAUUCUGAGCACGGCUCCGUUAACAGUGAGAGCAUCCCCUAUUCUGCUGAAGCGGGAUACUUUGUGGCAAAGAUCAGGGCUGUAGACGCAGACUCUGGAUACAAUGCGCUGCUUUCUUAUCACCUCUCUGAGCCCAAAGGAAACAACCUCUUCCGGAUCGGAACCAGCACCGGAGAAAUCAGGACUAAGAGGAGAAUGAGUGACAAUGACCUGAAAACGCACCCGUUGGUGGUCUUGGUUUCUGAUAACGGAGAACCCUCCCUGUCAGCUACUGUGUCUAUUGAUGUGGUGGUGGUUGAAAGCACAGCUGACAUCCAGACUCAGUUCAGACAUGUGCCCAUAAAGGAGGACAGCUUCUCUGAUUUGAACCUGUAUCUGCUGAUCGCCAUAGUGUCGGUGUCAGUCAUCUUUCUGCUGAGCCUCAUCAGUUUAAUAGCUGUCAAAUGCCACAGGACAGACGGCAGUUUCAGCAGGUACAGCGCCCCAAUGAUCACCACCCACCCUGACGGGAGCUGGUCUUACUCCAAGUCUACUCAGCAGUAUGACGUGUGUUUCAGCUCAGACACACUGAAGAGUGACGUAGUGGUUUUCCCCGCACAGUUUCCACCUGUAGACGCGGAGCUGAUCAGUAUUAACGGAGGAGACACUUUUACCAGAACUCAAACUUUACCCAACAAAGAUAAGGUAAGAGAUUAAAUACACCAUACCAAUCACUACACCUUUUCUAUUGAUAGAUAUUUAGUUGAUUUACGGGGCAGUUUCAUGUGCUUUAUUUUUAAGUGGCUAGCGCCAGCAGUCGAUCGUUCGUCGUGUAAUGUACACUCCCCUUUGAUGUAUUACUAAAGUCAUAUCAAAUAGAUAAAAGUUGGAGAGUUUGUAUGCAGAUAUGAAAAACUAUAAUCGGCUGUAAAUGUAUUGAUCAUUUUCUAACUUCAUUUAGAUUAUGCUGCUGAUUCACAUUGAAACAUGAGUCGCUAUCCAUGGUGCUGAAUGCAACUUUAUGAACUUGCGUUUUGCUUGCAGACACCACAAAAGAAUGCAAGCCAAACAGUAUUACACUGUAAAUCGCUCAUAAAUGAAUAGCGAAACAUUUAUUAACUGUUGAACAAUAGGUUACUUAUUAUAUUAUGAAAGAAAACUGUCUUUGCAACCAUUGGACUCACUUAGCCUUUGUGUUUAGAACGGAGGGUG